Molecule: messenger RNA, 1890 nt
Organism: Adineta ricciae
Lineage: Eukaryota; Metazoa; Rotifera; Eurotatoria; Adinetida; Adinetidae
Source: the annotation of a GenBank genome assembly
AUGCUUACACGCCGAGUUAAACCAACAGUUAUUCGUAUUAAGAAGAGCGCAUCAACAGCAAAUCCGCCAAUUACUAGUACGCAAAGUACAAAUGAAUCGUCCGCUGCUACACAGAGUCAGCCAAGGAAGUCCAACAUUUCAUCUGUUCAUACAGAGAGAAUAAGUCCAUCACAAAUCAAUGUUAGCAGGACUAGUGGUUCAACGCGAGAUUCGUCCAUCAAUGCGCAAAAUGCGAAUAGUUCCAUCUCACGCCAGGUCACACCAAGUGAUACAGAGAAAAGUUAUUUGCCAGGAUUAUUCUCACGGUUAUCGUCUCCUGGUAGUACAAACUCGAUUUCACCGUUGAAGAUAGGAGUAUGGAAUGAUAAGGAUGAUGACGAAAAUCGAAGAAAUAGACGAAGAAGGGGUGCUUCAUUCCAUAUAACAAGAUGCUGUUGCUGGGCUUUGAUUGCUGCUGCAAUCGCCGUGAUCCUACUUGCAGCUUUGAUUACAGCAAUCAUUUGGCUUCUUAUGCAACCGAAAGUUACUACGACGACAACAACGACUACGAGCACAACAGCAACAACUACAACAACGACUACUGCAACAACGACGACAUCGUCUACUUCAUCCACUUCUUCAACAUCGUCUACAUCAAGUACCUCUUCCUCAUCAUCAACCUCUUCUACUUCAUCGACUUCCUCAACAUCGUCGACAUCGACCACUUCUUCCACUUCGUCUACCUCUUCAACUUCAUCCACGUCAUCGACAUCCUCAACCAGCUCAACGUCAUCAACUUCGUCCACAUCAUCCACAUCAUCAACUAGCUCAACGUCAUCAUCAACAUCAUCAACAUCCUCCACCAGUUCAACAUCAUCAACUUCGUCUACAUCAUCUACAUCAUCUACAUCAUCAACUAGUUCAACAUCAUCGUCAAGUUCGACUUCAUCAUCCACAUCAUCGACGUCGUCCACGUCAGCCACAACAAGUACGUCAAGUACAUCAAGCACAUCAAGCACAACAACAACAUCAGCAACUACCACAAGCACUAGCACAACUACAACAACGACCACCGGAUGUACCAGCUGUUCUAAUUAUUGUUGGAAUGCAACAGGUGUAACAGUUACCGAUACUUAUACUAGUACCAAUAAAGAGCCCACUAGUAUAAUCAUAGAUUCCUCUGACGGAAUGUAUCUUUCCGAUCAUAAGCUUGGAUAUGUUGAUCGAUGUUCGACAAAUUGUGUAGGUAGAAAUGGAACAACGGCUGAAACGGAUCAUAUUGAUUACAUUACGUUUGACAAAAAUGGAUUUAUGUACACGAACGACCACAACAGCUACCGAGUUCGACGUUUUCCACCAGGCGCUUCAACUGGUAGCAUUAUUGCUGGAUCUGGAUCGUCUGUUACUGGUAGUCUCUCCUAUCCUGUAGGAGUUGCGGUGGAUAAUAAUCUAAAUCUUUAUAUUGGCGACCAAAAGGCUGCCAGUGUGUACAUGUUGGCUCCCAGUGGAACAAGUUUGUUUAAUGUUAUCAACACUGGUAGUACCUUGAGUAAGAUGUCGGCGCUUUUACUUCCGCAUGGUUCGUCAAGUGAAAUUUACAUGAGUGACGAAGGUGGUGCGAAAGUGUUUCUGUGGCCAUUCAGUUCCUCAACUCCCCGAGUAAUAUAUACUAACGUUAUCACUGGUAAUGGAAACCUCAAUAAUCCAAGAGGACUGAAACUCGAUCCUCUAGGUAAUUUAUAUGUUGCAGAUCAGAAGAAUAAUCGAAUCGUCAUGUACUGCGUCAAUUCUACGAAUGGCAUUGUAGUUAUGGGCACUAGCGAGAAUCCUGUCGAUCUUGCAUUUGAUUCCAGCAUGAAUCUGUAUACAUACUUAAGUAAUGGCAAAGUGAUGAAACAUAAAUUAUUGUAG